CAGCAUUUACAUUACAAAAGGUGUAAAGCCCACUACAUAUAUUAUUAUUACCCAUCUGUCACUCUUGUCUGUACAAAUACCUGGAUUUGCUAGGGCAAUCUAUUAACAACUUCAACCAUCACUCUUCUCUAAAUAACAUCAACUUCCAUCUCACCUCACCUCACCUCAUCUCAUAAAAUCGGAAAUAAUAACCGCAUAAAAUUCAUUUAAAAAAGAAAAAGACAAAAAAAGACCCAAAAUCCAAAACCCAUGAACCUUUUUACAAGGCGAAGAGAGAUCAACAUCAAAGGCAAGUUUUUGUCAACGGCAGACCACAUGGAACAGCAGCAAGAACAAGAAGCAACCACACCCACUUCUUCAGCAUCAUACAGAUUGUUUAUAAAAAUUAUGAGCAAAAGGAGAACAUGGGUAUGUCUCUUUGUUCUAGUCUAUGCAAUCCUUUUAUCUUCUUCAUGGAAUUUUCUUAAAUCCAUACUCUCUUGGUACAAACUUCAAGUUGAACCGUCUUCUGCUUCUUCUGGGUGGCCUGCCUUGUAUGCAUCAGUGCUUCUCGGGGCAGUUUUUGGGUUGAUUUCAAUGGCUGCAGCUCUGGCUGUGGCUGUGCCUGCCACUCUGGUCAUAUGGAUCACUGUGGUGGUUCUUCUUGCUUUCUUUGGGAAAUCCAAGAGCUGCUUAGUGAUUGAAGGUAGGAAAAUCACAAGAGAAAUUGUGGGUUUUGUGUUCAAAAUUGUAUUGAAGGAAGGCAAUCUCGUGGCGGCUGUUUGUGCUGUUUUGGGAUAUUUUGUCCUUGUUAGAAGGAAUUGUGGUGAUGGUGUGGUUGAGUGAAGGAAUUUGUGGAUUUUUUGUCUGUUGAUUUUGAGAUUAUGUUAAUGGGUUUCUGGAAAUUUUGUUGUUAGAUUAAGUUUUGGUAAAGUUAACCCCACUCUACAUUUUAAGAGAUUAAUGCUGUUAAUCAUGGAUUAGAGUUAUAAAACAUAAUUAUGUUAAUUUUUAAA
Molecule: messenger RNA, 995 nt
Organism: Mangifera indica (mango)
Lineage: Eukaryota; Viridiplantae; Streptophyta; Magnoliopsida; Sapindales; Anacardiaceae
Exons: 1
Coding region: 250-825 (191 amino acids)
Source: RefSeq, a predicted model, not a curated record